AUGGUUACGGGUUGCAGGCAGCUGGCUCAUCACAGUCGCCCACCUGACACGAAGGCUACCCUCACCCCCUGCCUGCUGUGCCAGGGCUUUGUGGUGCCAACCGCGGCCGCUCCAACUGAAAUCCACCAGGCUGGCUACUGCUCCUUCUAUGGGGAAUGCGGCAGGAACCCUGAAAUCACCAGCAGCCUCCUCCUGUCCAAUGUGCCCUGCGUUUCCAACACUCCAGCCCAGUUGGUUUCGGGCUCCCAUCUCAGCCUCCUUGCCUCUGUCUGCCCGAUGCUGUUCACGGGGGCCGGGAGCACCUACGCCUGCUGUUCGGAGGACCAGUUGCACGCUUUGCAGGCCAGCCUUGCCCUCUCGCAGGCCAUCCUCACCCGCUGCCCAGCCUGCUCGGAGAACUUUGCUGGCAUCCACUGCCAGAACAUCUGCAGUCCAGACCAGAGCCUCUUCACCAAUGUGACCCGUUACUUCAACCGCACAGGCUCGCAGGGCACCCAGGAAGUGGGCGUCUUGGAGUACCAGUGCUACUACCGCCAGCGCUUUGCGGACGAGCUGUUUGAUUCCUGCAAGGGAGUCCGGCUGCCAGCCACAGGUGGCUAUGCCAUCUCGGCCAUGUGUGGCAUGUACGGGGCCGCCCUGUGCAACAGCCAGCACUGGCUGGACUACCAGGGGGACCCCAGCAAUGGCCUGGCUCCCUUGGCCAUCGCCUUCCAGCUGAUACCGCCGGGCGGCCCUGAGACCAUCGAGGGCGGCAUCGUGCCCUUCAGUGCGACCGCCUGGAAGUGCAGCGAGGCCGUGAACAGCAGCCUGGGAGAGAGGUGCUCCUGCCCGGAUUGCUCCCAGUCUUGCCCUGCUCUCCUGGCCCCUCAGCCCACCCAGCCACCCUUUAAGUUAGGGGACGUCGACGGGGCCCUUGUCCUCUGCUCCCUCCUCUUCUGCCUCCUGGCGGUGCUCUUUGGGGUCUUCUUGCUGUGCCAAAGCUGCCGUGCGCGAAAGAAGCCGAAGGAGGGCAAAGGAAAGCGGGCCACGGCUGCCAGGCCAACUUGCUCUGAGAAGGCGAGCCAGGCCACCCAUGACUUCCUGGCCAAGGCCUUCAGCUCCUGGGGCAGGUGGGUGGCCUCCCACCCCAUCACGGUCAUUGUCGUCUCUGUCGUGGUGGUGGUCUUCCUCUCGAACGGGCUGCUCAAAAUCCAGCUCACCACCGACCCGGUGGAGCUCUGGUCUGCCCCGGACAGCCAGGCCCGUCAGGAGAAGGACUUCUACGACCAGCAGUUUGGGGCUUUCUUCAGGACCAACCAGAUCAUCCUGACGGCCAAGAACCUCCCCAACUACACCUACGACUCCCUCAUCCUGGGCAAGAAGAACUUCAGCGGGAUCUUGUCCAUGGAGGUCCUGCUGGACGUGCUGGGGCUGCAGACGAGGCUGCAGGGCAUUGAGGUCUGGUCUGAGAAGCACGGCAGGAACAUCUCCCUGAAGGACGUCUGCUACGCCCCCCUGAACCCCCAGAACGCCACCCUCCCUGACUGUGCGGUGAACAGCCUUCUCCAGUACUUCCAGAACAACCAGAGCCGCCUCGAGAUGACAGCCAAUCAGACCGUGAGCGGGCAGACGGGCACCGUGGGCUGGCGGGACCAUUUCCUCUACUGUAUCAAUUCCCCUCUGUCUUUCCAAGACAUCACAGCCCUGGAGAUGAGUUGCAUGGCAGAUUAUGGUGCCCCCGUCUUCCCCUUCCUGGCCGUGGGGGGCUAUUCAGGGGAGGAGUAUUCGGAAGCGCAGGCCCUCCUCCUGACCUUCUCCCUGAACAACUUCCCCCCCAGUGACCCCCAGUCUGACUUUGUCCUGCUGUGGGAGGAACAGUUCCUGAAGAUUGUGCAGGAAUUCCAGCAGGAAUAUGCAGACCGCUACACGGUCGCCUACAUGGCUGAGCGCUCCCUGGAGGACGAGAUCAACCGCACCACCUGGGAAGACCUCCCCAUCUUUGCCAUCAGCUUCCUAGUCAUCUUUUUGUACAUCACCUUCGCCUUGGGAGAGUACUCCAGCUGCCGGCUCGUUCUGGUGAACUCCAAGGUGACCCUGGGCGUGGGAGGCAUCCUGGUGGUGCUGGGGGCUCUGCUGGCCUCCAUGGGCUUCUGCUCCUUCGUGGGGCUGCCCUCCUCCCUCAUCAUCCUGGAGGUGGUGCCGUUUCUGGUGCUGGCCGUGGGUGCGGACAACAUCUUCAUCUUCGUGCUGGAGUACCAGCGGUCUGAGCCCCUCGCUGGGGAGACCCCAGAGCAGCACAUCGGCCGGGUCUUGGGGGACGUGGCCCCCAGCAUGCUCCUCUGCAGCCUUUCGGAAAUCAUCUGCUUCUCCCUGGGCGCCUUGUCCCCCAUGCCUGCCAUCCGGACCUUUGCCCUGAACACGGCGGUGGCCGUGCUGUUUGACUUCCUGCUCCAGAUGUCUGCCUUUGUCGCCCUGGUGGCCCUGGACUCCCGCCGGCAGAAGGCCUCCCGCUGUGACGUGUGCUGCUGCGUCCGCCUGAAGACCGGGGCUCCGGCGAAGCGGCAUGCAGGUUUCCUUGGCACCUUCAUGCGCCGAUACUAUGCCCCCUUCUUGCUCAGCCAUGUGGUCCGGAUCCUGGUGGUCCUGCUCUUCACCUUCAUGUUCUGUGCCAGCAUCUUCCUGAUGGUCCAUGUCCAGGUGGGGCUGGAGCAGGAACUGUCCGUGCCUCAGGACUCUUACAUGCUGCAGUACUUCCAGUACAUGAACCAGUACCUCAUGGUUGGGCCACCCGCCUACUUUGUCACCACUGGGGGCUACAACUUUUCCACCGUGCCCGGCAUGAACGGCGUCUGCUCCAGCUCCGGCUGCAACGACAACUCCUUAACCCAGUUGAUCCAGUACGCCACCCAGUUCCCGCAAGAGACCUUCCUGGCCAUCCCAGCCUCUUCCUGGGUGGACGACUUCAUCGACUGGCUGAACCCCUUCUCCAUCUGCUGCCGCAUCCAUAGUUCUGGCCCCGACCAGGGGGAGUUCUGCCCCUCCACAGACCCCUCCUCCUCCUGCCAGCUCCAGCGAUGCAUGCGCAUCCCCAGCGGAGCCCUCCGACCCUCUGUCGAGGAGUUCCACCGGUUCCUGCCCUGGUUCCUCCAGGACAAGCCCAACCUGAAAUGUGCCAAGGGGGGCCUGGGAGCCUAUGACACCUCAGUGCGGCUGGGGCCAGAGGGGGAAAUUACAGCAUCCCGCUUCAUGGCCUACCACAAACCCCUGAAAAACUCAGCGGAGUACACGGCAGCUCUGAAGGCCACCAGGGCGCUGGCCGCCAACAUUACGGCCACCAUGCGACAGGUGCCAGGCACGGACCCCAGCUUCCAGGUCUUCCCUUACAGCAUCACCUACGUGUUCUACGAGCAGUACCUGGACAUCCCUCUGGUCGGCUUCUUCAACGUGGCCGUCUGCCUGGCCCCCACCUUCAUCGUCUGCUGCAUCCUUCUGGGGAUGGACCUGCGCUCGGGCCUCAUCAACCUGGUCACGAUCCUCAUGAUUGUGGUGGACACUGUGGGGGCCAUGACCCUCUGGGGCGUCUCCUUCAAUGCCCUCUCCCUCAUCAACUUGGUGGCGGCAGUGGGCCUCUCGGUGGAGUUCGUGUCCCACAUCACACGGGCCUUUGCCGUCACCGGCGGCCCCAGCAAAUUGGCACGGGCCAAAGAAGCCACGGUCUGGAUGGGCAGCGCCGUGUUUUCUGGGGUGGCCAUGACUAACCUGCCUGGGAUCGUGAUCCUGGCCUUUGCCAAAGCCCAGCUGGUCCAGAUCUUCUUCUUCCGCCUCAACCUCAUCAUCACCCUCCUGGGGACGCUGCACGGCCUCAUCUUCCUCCCCGUCUUGCUCAGCUAUUUCGGGCCUGACAUCAGGCAGUCGGUGAUGCUUCAGGCGCAGUCGAACAAGCAGCAAGAAGGUUUACGAGAAGCACAGCCCCGGAAGAGCAGCUCAAGCAACAGCCGGCGCCCGACGACGGCCCCAGCCUCCUUCAGGGUGGCCCGAGAAGAGCAGCUCUGAGCAGGCUGGUCAGCUGCUGCCUUGGCAGCAGGGGCUGGUGCCUCAAUGCCCCUUGGCAGCUGGGCCGUCUGUCUGCCUGUGUCUGUGUGCGAGCCCUGCUCUCCUUGGAACAGCAAAAGAACCACAGCAGCAGAACGGGACAGCAGUUGUGAGGGACACAGCGUGUCUGUGAUGUGGGUGCGAAUGUGUGUGUGUGUGUGUGGGGGGAUGGAGGACCUGCAGGUGGCUGUGUGCACACGCACACACGCCUAUGGCAGAUCCUCCUUUCACCCACCCACACAUUCAGAAAGAAGGGUGUUUGGAUGCCACACACCUUUGUUUCUAUGAAGUCCUCAAAGCGGCUGCUGGCCCACAGGUACUCUGAGCAAAAGGGCCCCCCCACCCUUCUUGUUCCCCAGCUGCCCAGAUCUGCCCAAAGACCUGCGUACGCCAGACUCCAGGACCACCAGAGCUUGUGCGCUUGGGCGACGUAUUUUAUUUUUUCCUGCUGUGCUCUCCUCCUUGUGCGAGACAGAGGCACAGGCUGGAGGGACAGCACGUAUGCACUUUGCCGGCUCUGAGCGAAAGCUGGCCGGCCACCUUUGGGAGCACAAGAUGAGCGAGAACGAAAACCUGUGAAAUAAACAUGGAUGAGGAUGCCUUCUUUUCGUUCACUCUGUUUUUUGUCUGGCCGGCUCCUGCCCCAUCUGGCAGCUCCUGAUCACACACCGAUCCUCGGCAGGUGCCAGCCUGGCUUUCUCACCACCCAGUGCAGUUUCUUCCCCCCCCCCCCCAGAACACCCCUCCUUCCUUCAAAAGGCAAAGAGAGCAGGCCGGCCUGCAGAUUGGUUCUUCUCUUUCUCAUUCACACAGGUCAACGGAUGCAGGCAUGCCUCUCUGUGUGAAAUGGCAUCUUUAAAUAACCCCUGUCUUACCCCCAAAGGAGAGGAAUGUGCGCCCUCGAAUCCAUUGUGAAAGGGACAGGGCAGCAGAUCUCCCAGAGGCAGGCAGGGAGGGCAGAAGGGACCGAGUGGGAAAGUGUUCCUUUCCCUCAUGAAAUGAGUGAAUAGGCGACCUUCACAUCCAGGGGGCUGCCUGGCCCUGCCUAGCCAUGGGCGAGGAGUGAAGGCAGGGGCAGUCCAAUACUGUAGCACCUUGAGGGCCACCUGCCCCGUAGGGGUCGCUUCCACGUCUGGGAUCACCCCCAAACACUGGCAUGCACGUGGCACUGAGGGGGGGGGCUCCUUGCCCGGUCCUGUGUGAGAGGCGGAGGGGAAGCACGGAAGGCAAAGCAAGGGGCGGCUGCUUAGGGCCGCCCCGCUCUCUCUCCUGCCCGCGCCCCCAAAGAGAGAGACCACAGUCCCUCAGCUAGAGAGGAAGGAAGGAAGAAAGGAAGGAAAGGGAAUGGAUGGAUGGAUGGAAGGAAGGAAGAAGAAAGAAAAAGGAAGGAAGGAAGGAAGGCGUACCCCACCGCCACGCCCAUGCAGAAUUCUAGCAAGGGGGACGACACCCCUCAACUCCCCUUCUUAUCCGUCGGACCGGGCCUCGACACGGUAGGGGGCAGUUUUGUCCGCUCCCCCGCCCCCCGGAACCGACGGAGCCGGAGCUUGGGGAAAAGGAGAGGCCGGCGGCGAGCGCCAGGCUUGCUCCGGGUGGCGUCCGGAGCCCUCCCUUCGCGAUGCUGUGCCUGCAGGGGGGCGGGGCGGGGCGGCGUCCUUCCCGCCCCGUCGGGAUUCCGGCCUCAAGGGCCAAAGCAGCAAAGCAAACGGCGGCGGGUGUGUGCGUGUGUGCGCGCGCGUCGG
Molecule: messenger RNA, 5813 nt
Organism: Pogona vitticeps (central bearded dragon)
Lineage: Eukaryota; Metazoa; Chordata; Lepidosauria; Squamata; Agamidae
Gene: NPC1L1
Product: NPC1 like intracellular cholesterol transporter 1
Biological process (GO): intestinal cholesterol absorption; cholesterol homeostasis; sterol transport
Cellular component (GO): plasma membrane
Molecular function (GO): lipid carrier activity; cholesterol binding
Source: RefSeq, a predicted model, not a curated record